CUGACGCCGUGGGCCUACAGGCCGCACAGCAUCGUCAGUAAGGACCAGGCCCUCGCGGUGAUGGCCCUCGCAGUGUGCUUCACCCUGAACAUCGCCCUCAACAACUUCAGCCUCUCGCUCCUGGACAUGUCCGUUAACGUUAUGGUCCGCUCCACGAGCCCGCCGAUGUCUCUUCUCCUGCAGCUGUGCUUUCCUGCGAAGGUAGGCAUGGUGCUACUCGGCGUCAUCUGCGCGGCGCUGGUGGUUAUUUCCAAGAGCACCCAGAAGAAGACGGCGGACCAGAACGAGGGCGGCGGCAGCAACACGCUGGGUCUCCCUGGAGCUCAUGGUAGUUGUGAUUCUUGGCAAGGGGUCAAGUUGAACGCUAUCGACUCGCUCAUUUACAUGACCAUUCCAAUCGUCGUGCUGCUGUUGUUGCCCAUCUACUUGAUCAAGCACCCCGUGUCUUAUCCUGGGCACGAGAUGGCCACGAAUUUCAGCGUGUUCGUGGAGAUCGCCCAGCUGAGCCUCGGCACCGUGGUGCAGGUGACGAUGUCCGGCAUCUGGGCCCUCGGCUACAACCUCCUGCUGUACAACAUUGUCAGGGUGGCGGCCAUCGCCCUGGCCCUGCUCAUGGGCAUGGAGUCGCUGCAGGCCGGCCGCUGGAAGUGCCUGAUGUGCGCGGGCGUGGCGGGGAACAUUGCGGCCUGCACCGCGUGCAGCCUGUGGCCGCCGCAGCCGAAGAAGGCCCUCACGAGCCUCGUUGCCGAAAGCCGGCUCAACACGCCGCCCACUGCAGGGCAGGCCCUGCAGGUGCGCGCGAUCUGUCUUUCUGGUUCAAACAGGACGCCGACCAGGUUCUGGACCGCGAAGAUUCGCGCCAAGGUGCACGUGAGCGUCGAGGUGCUGGAGAGCGAAGGAAUGCUUAUUAGCAACACCGCGAUCGAGGAGCCGGCCCGCAUAGAAACUGCAGAUCUGUUCACGCAGCUCGGGGUGUCCUGGUUGGCGCUGGUGCUCAGCGGCGGCGUCUUCGUCAUCUUGCCCAGGUACCAGACACUGGCGCAGUUACUCCUUUUCUUCGGGGCCCAGAACUUCAUGAACUUGUUGUACAUCAAGGCGAUCCUGUCCAUCCACACGGUCUCCCAGCAGCUCGCGGGCUUCCUCUUCCUCGCGCUGGCGAUCCUUGUGUCCCAGCUGACGCCGUGGGCCUACAGGCCGCACACCAUCGUCAGCAAGGACCAGGCCUUCGCGGUGAUGGCCCUCGCAGUGUGCUUCACCCUGAACAUCGCCCUCAACAACUUCAGCCUCUCGCUCCUGGACAUGUCCGUUGACGUUAUUGUCUGCGCCACGAGCCCGCUGAUGUCUCUUCUCCUGCAGCUGUGCUUUCCUGCGAAGGUAGGCAUGGUGCUACUCGGCGUCAUCUGCGCGGCGCUGGUGGUCAUCUCCAAGAGCGCCCAGAAGAAGACGACGGCCCAGAACUAG
Molecule: messenger RNA, 1461 nt
Organism: Prorocentrum cordatum
Lineage: Eukaryota; Dinophyceae; Prorocentrales; Prorocentraceae
Source: the annotation of a GenBank genome assembly